UCCUAUCCGCAGUUGGCAUCCGUCACGUCACACUUAAGUCACGGCAUUCGAGCAUCUGCAAUUGUCGCUCCGCUCGGUUUCAGUGAAUAGGACUUUUUUGCGGUUGAAUUCCUAAUUUAAACACAAUUUCUUUCCAGAUAACAAUAAGUCAUCACCAUGAACACUCUGAACCAACAGUAUGAGGAGAAGGUGCGUCCCUGCAUCGACCUCAUCGACUCUCUUCGCUCUCUGGGUGUAGAGAAGGACUUGGCGCUGCCAGCUAUCGCCGUGAUUGGAGACCAAAGCUCGGGGAAGAGCUCCGUGUUGGAGGCGCUGUCAGGGGUGGCUCUGCCAAGAGGAAGUGGCAUUGUGACAAGAUGUCCUCUCGAACUGAAGAUGAAGCGAAGGCGAGAAGGAGAGGAGUGGUACGGAAAGAUAAGCUACCAGGACUGUGAGAAAGAGAUAGAAGACCCCGCAGAUGUGGAGAAAAAGAUUAGAGACGCUCAGGACGAAAUGGCCGGGGUUGGGGUGGGGAUCAGUGAUGACCUCAUCAGUCUGGAGAUCGCCUCUCCUGAUGUUCCAGACCUGACGCUCAUUGACCUGCCCGGCAUCGCCAGGGUGGCUGUAAAGGGACAACCAGAGAACAUUGGAGACCAGAUAAAGAGACUGAUCCAGAAGUUCAUCAAAAGACAAGAAACCAUCAGCUUGGUGGUUGUUCCAUGCAACGUGGACAUAGCAACCACAGAGGCUUUGAAGAUGGCACAGGAGGUGGAUCCUGAUGGGGAGAGGACUCUGGGUAUCUUGACCAAGCCCGACCUGGUGGACAAAGGCACAGAAGAGACAGUGGUUGAUAUUGUCCAUAACGAGGUCAUCCACCUGAAGAAGGGCUACAUGAUCGUCCGGUGCAGGGGUCAGAAGGACAUCACAGAUAAGGUGUCUCUGACCGAAGCAAUAGAAAGAGAGAAAGCCUUCUUCAACGAUCAUGUGCAUUUUCAAACUCUCUACAAUGACGGCCACGCUACUGUUCCUAAACUGGCUGAGAAACUCACGCUUGAGCUGGUGCAUCACAUUGAGAGAUCUCUGCCUCGACUGGAAGAGCAGAUAGAGGAGAAACUAGCACAGACUCAAGCAGAGCUGGAGAGAUACGGCACUGGACCCCCAACGGAUGCAGCUGAGAGACUCUUCUUCCUCAUUGAUAAAGUGACAGCUUUCACUCAGGAUGCCAUCAGUCUGACUACAGGAGAGGAACUCAAGUGUGGAGACCGGCUCAAUGUCUUUUCUACACUCAGAAGAGAGUUUGGGAAGUGGAAUGCCCACCUGGACCACUCCGGAGAAAAGUUUAACAAGAGGAUUGAGAGAGAGGUGGAGGAAUAUGAAGAGAAGUACCGUGGAAGAGAACUGCCGGGCUUCAUCAACUACAAGACCUUUGAGAUCAUGGUGAAGGACCAGCUCAAAGAGCUGGAAGAACCCGCUGUCAAGAAACUCAAGGAAAUAGGAGAUGCUGUUCGGAAGGUGUUCAUACAGCUGGCCAUAAGUAGCUUCAUUGGAUUUCCUAACCUCAUUAAAACAGCCAAGACAAAGAUCGAAGCCAUCAAGCAACAAAAAGAGUCCACUGCUGAAGCCAUGCUGAGAACCCAGUUCAAGAUGGAGCUGAUUGUUUACUCUCAGGACAGGACAUACAGCAGCAGUUUGAGUGACAGGAAAAAAGAGGAGGAAGAGGAUGAGGAGGAAGGCAGACGGAGUGGCAGGUCAUUAGGCCUACUACAUAAAGAAAGGAGUAUUGUGUACAGCAUGGAUAAUCAUGCAACGCUCCAGGAGCUGAUGUUGCACCUUAAAUCAUACUACAAAAUUGCCGGCCAGCGUCUGGCUGACCAGAUCCCGCUGGUGAUCCGCUACCAGAUGUUGCAGGAGUCUGCCAUCCAGCUGCAGAGGGAGAUGCUGCAGAUGCUUCAGGAUAGAGAGAAUUUGGAGUUCUUGCUGAAGGAGGAUUGUGACAUCGGCAGCCAGAGGGCUGCUUUGCAGAGUCGCCUUAACCGCCUCAUGAAGGCCCGCAGAUACCUGGUGGAGUUCUAGAGGAGGCCUCCGAGGCCUAACAGCAUGAGUUCACUUCACCUUGUUCAUUUAGCAAAUGCAGUACAAUUUCGGUUGCAGGAUUGCUAUACUAAAUGUUUUUUACAGUGUUGAUUGUUAAUGGACACAUUUGCCUUAGAUGUAACAGCUAAGUCAAAACAGGUCAGUAUGUGGGGGGUCGUUUUAAUUGUACUGUAAUAUGUAUUCCAGUUAAAGGAGUUCUGCCUGUUAUUUCACACGGCAAAAGCAGAUCAUAGGAGCACACUAUAUAGGUUCAAUUCCUUCCAGGGAACUUAUAGAAUUGAAAUAGGGAAUAGAAAGAUUUUAUAGUCAUUAUAGUAAAUACAACGCAAUUAGGAGCGCUACUCCUGAUCAGUGCAAUACAAAACAACUGUCAACAAGACAACAACUUAAGCACACAACAGCCAACAACACAGCUCCAAACAUACGUGUUUUAAUAUUAUAUAUUAAUAUUAUAACUUAUCUUCCCCAGAAAAGAUUAUUGACAUUGUGCCAAUAUUUUCAUGCUUUGUCAUUGUUUCCUACUGAUGGCUGGCCAUGCACAUAGUUAGUGUUUCUUAAUCUAUAAUUACAGACUUAAACAUUAUUCAAAUGCAUCUUUUUGUAUACAUUUUUUCAAAUGUAUUUGUUUAAAUAAAGCAACGGUUCGACUUGAA
Molecule: messenger RNA, 2726 nt
Organism: Perca fluviatilis (European perch)
Lineage: Eukaryota; Metazoa; Chordata; Actinopteri; Perciformes; Percidae
Product: interferon-induced GTP-binding protein Mx
Exons: 12
Coding region: 157-2052 (631 amino acids)
Biological process (GO): defense response to virus
Cellular component (GO): nucleus; cytoplasm; microtubule
Molecular function (GO): microtubule binding; GTP binding; GTPase activity
Source: RefSeq, a predicted model, not a curated record